CUCGUGAAAUGAAACCUUCACAUCGGUGUCUGAGUAAGAGCGAAUAAAGGGGAUUUAAUUCAACUAGAAAGUUCAUAUAAGUAGAUUUUUCGGUGUCUGUACGAUUGUUGAACUGCCUUUUCGUCAUUAUCAGUGUGUUUUCCUCUCAACAUGGAUACUGAAGAGUCGAUGCGCUUUUGUCCUGAGACUCCAGUUAAAAGGAAACAUUAUGAGUGGCAGCUGUCAAACGGACAUCAGUGGCAGCCGAUUGAAAACGACCACGUGAUCGAGACCCACUACUGUCAACCCGGAGCUAAAGGAAUCACCCUCAACUUUAACCAGUGGAAGGUUUACAUUGACUUUGACAAGUUAGAGACUCUGACUGCAGGUCUGAAGGUGCAGAGAAUAAGCUUCUUACUGCCGGGCCAGACAGAGGAUGUAGGCUGGUACUUCAGAGAUGACCAGCUUUGGUGUGAAUAUGGAUCCCAAAGCUCCAGCACGGUGUCCUCUUCAAUCAGCAGUGGAGAUAUCGAGCAUCAGUUCCAUCAAAACCCUCGAGGAACCUUCAGUUUCACCGUGGGCUCGACGGCAUACACACUCAACUUCUCCACCAUGACACAAACAAACUGUGUCACAGGCCUGCAGAGGAAUGUAAGAAGGCGUCCAAAAUUCACUUCCAACACAGAGAGGUCCACCAAACAAUGUCAGCUAGUUGUACCUCGUUUGAGAAAGAAAAAUCGUCGGGACAGGACGUUUGCUGUCCUGAGUCGCAGGCUGUGGAACAGUCUCCCUUCAGGAGACAGUGCUGUUUUCCCCGCGGCCUCCUCCUCUCAGCUCACUGAUGGAGGCUACAAGUGGGAGUUCAUGGGAGAAGAGGAGCAAUGGACAGAAUACAAAGCACAUAUAUGUUCAUUUGACAGCGCUGCCAUUGAAAGACAAUACCAGCUGAAUCCACAGGGCCAGCUGCACUUCAGGAUCAAGAGAUACUCAUAUACGCUGGAUUUUUCAAGAAUGUGUCAAGUCAACGACAAUAUCGGAACUACGAGAGCUGUGAGGAGGACUGCUGACGAUGGGAGUCAACAGAUCAGCAGUUCGGGCACACAGCCACGAUGGCAGUUUCAGGAUAUCAAUGGGAGAUGGAAAGAUUAUUCCAAAAUGAGCAGCAGCGUUUCCAGUCAGGACAUCGAGCUCCAGUACCAGCAAAACCCGUCGGGCAUCGUGACGUUCACCACCAUGCACUUUAGCUAUGAGCUAAACUUCUCAGCCAUGACUCAGAGGAACCUUUCCACAAACACCACCAGAUCAGUGCGACGACUGAACCAGUGACUGUGGGACUGAGAAAGAUUUGGAGGUCAACAGUUAACUUAAUGUUGAUCCUCACAGUUUUUCACUGCCUGCUGGAGGUUGUCUCUCUACAUUGGAAUGAUUCAGUACAGUUUUUCACAAGCUGCCUCAUCUCUUUGCUGUUGGCGUUACUCAAUUGUUAUUUAAACAUGGGAUUUUUUUUAAAAAAAAGGUGUGUUUGGGUACAGUUUCUUAUUUAUUAAUUUCAUUUAAUUUUAGGUUUAACUUUCCAGGCAUCAUAAAGAUUAAGUUAAGUUAAUGUUGGGUUGAAAUUUAAGUAGUAGUAGCUCAGUUGAUAGAGUGGACACCCCAUGUAGAUGCUACGUCCUCGCUGCAGUGUCCAACUUUGGCCCCUUUGCUGCAUGUCAUACCCUCUAAGUUGUCCUAUUCAAUAAAGAAAGUAAUCUUUAAAAAAAGGUCUUAGGGAGUAAUAUUCUAUGUAAAAAAAUGUAUAAAGUCUUUUGCGGCUCCAGAGGGAGCUGCGUAAAAUCUGAUAAAUUGCCCAAUUGACACUGACUCAAGUGAUGUUGACAUGAGUGACAUCACUUGAGUCAGGAAUAAAAAAUAAAAAAAAACCCAAAACAUACCUCUGGUUCUGCAGCAUCAACUUUGAUCCUUGAAUUUAGGCUUAAGGGAGCUGUUAGCUGUUAUCUAACAUUUGGUCUACCUGGCCUUGCUCUGCAGCCGUGUCGGCUAAUGGACAUAACUCAGGGCUAAAAGUUGCUGAUGUGAUACAUAUUGAAAUAAACAAAAUAAUUUUAUAAUGUUAGAAUAAGUAAUGUCUUCCAACUAAAGUUUAACCCCGGGCUCUUAGAAAGCAGGGUCAGUCCUACAGCCUUGGACUCAGGUUAACUGUGUGUGUGACAAUAGGAGCUAAGUUAGCUACGGGCUAAGAGUAUGCCGUGUCAAAGGCAAAAUUAUGUGGAAACAGACUCUGAAAAACCUCAUUUAACCUUAAAAUCAAAGACAUGUUCACCAAAGUCUUAAAUACCUGCCUGUUCUUGUGCCUAUGCAUGUUAAAAUGUUCAUGAUUCACGAAUACUGCCUUGUAGUCAGAGCACUUUAUUAUUACAUUUUGAUUAAAAAUCUUUUAUCCUAAAACCAAAGAAAGGUUAACUUCAAUGUUUCAUUUAACACUGCCGACUAGCUGACAAUAAAUCUUUUCAUUAAUACUGCCAUGUAAUCAGUGCGCUUUGUCUUGCUUUUUUAAUUAAAGAUGAUUACCCUUCAUUGUCUGAUCUAGUGUUUAAAAACCAUCACACAAAUAAUGACCACCCUCUGAGUGUAUUAGAUUGUGUACUUUCCUUUAUAUGUACAGAUUUUCACUGAACCACCUCAGAGACCAGCACCUUCACACAUAAAACAAGGGCCACACGACACAUACAUCGACAGCAGUGGUAUACAAAUAAUCUUGUAGAAGAAUAAGCUUUUAGUUUUCUGCUUUGGGGUUUCUGCCGGGAUAUGUGACGCAGGCUUCACAGAUCACAUCCACUUUGUGAUGAAGUCGAACUGCACUCCACUGAUGAAAAAAAGCUCCAAUCACUGACACAUUUGUGGUUUUGAGAGACAAAAAUUGGGAAAUGAACAGAACCUGAACAGUCAAAAAAAAAGCUCACCUCAUACAGGCGGCCUUAUUACACACAAAAAAAUUAAUCCGAAAACAGACAUUACACUUCAGCAUGUUAACAACAAUCAUUGUCAGCAGAAACACAGUGUGACCAAGGUGCAUCUAAAAACCCUAAAACUGUGUAAUUCUCUUUAAAAAUGUAAGAUUUGAAUGAGUACAGGUUAAUAUUCAGCUGUUAAGAAAAUCUGACAGAUCCACGUAAUUAUUUUAGGUCAGCGGAGAUGAAAGAAAAAGCACAUCGACAGCUUCUUGAGCCACUCGAUAUGCAACCAAAAUUGAUUAUUGCACAUGACUCAUCUAAGGCCUCUUCACCAUUAUCACGAGGACAUAAAAAAUGCCAAGGCCCUCACAGAGCAAUCCAUCUUUAAAUAGCUUUGUAUUUACACUUCAUAAUAACACGUCACCAGCACAGGUCCUCCGACAGCUGAAAAGUGCUGAAAUCAAAAUAUAUAGCGCUAAUCUUCAUCAUUGUACAAAUUGGUCGACAGAAAUUUGCUUUUUGAGACCCUCAAAAACUUCAUCCGAGCAAAUUCAGCCGGAUAUGAGAAAAAAAAAGCAGCUGGAAUCAUCAUUAGAAAAGAUGCUAAAAGUUAGAUCUUUUGUGGUCGAGUUCAGUAACAUGCAACAAAGCAUUUGAGAAGCCAGACAGCUGAUUAAAAGGGAAAAUAUUAAUACUUGAGUAACAGAUGAGUGCUGGCUGUCUAGUCCUACACGUGUACCCAUGUAAGGCACAAUCGCCUACGCAGUGCAUACACUCCUUGUUCAUCGCUUUUAGCGUUAGCAUUUUGUUAAAAGGACACUGCUGUAAUAGCUACUCCACUCGUCCUAUUCCUCUAUAAGACACAGAUAAAUCAUUCAUACUGCAUUUACAGAAAUUGAUACAUUAGAAAAGGAGGUGAAACGG
This is a messenger RNA of Plectropomus leopardus (leopard coralgrouper), 3854 nucleotides long. RefSeq lists its product as uncharacterized. Gene Ontology annotation, cellular component: nucleus. Gene Ontology annotation, molecular function: zinc ion binding; NAD+ poly-ADP-ribosyltransferase activity. The record is from RefSeq and is a predicted model, not a curated record. Lineage: Eukaryota; Metazoa; Chordata; Actinopteri; Perciformes; Serranidae.